AUGAAUUUACUUCACUCAUCCUGUUGUAACACCUCUGCUGCACUUUUGAACAAAUCACGGAAUGGAGAGUUUGCUUAUCAAACCCUCAGCAUGGUAGAUAUGGUCAUCCUUCCUUCCAUGGUUGGGAUUCUCUGUUCAGCAGGGCUGGUUGGCAACAUACUCAUUGUAUUCACUAUAAUAAGGAAAGGGAAAUAAACGAUUCAUGACAUUUUUAUCUGCAGCCUGGCUGUGGCUGGUCUGGUCCACAUCACUGGAAUGCCAUUUCUUAUUCACCAGUGGGCCCAAGGAGGACAGUGGGUGUUUGGGGGGCCUCUCUGCAGGACCAUCACAUCCCUGGAUACCUGCAACCAGUUUGCCUGUAUUGCCAUCAUGACUGUCAUGAGUGUGGACAGGUACUUGGCUCUUGUCCAGCCAUUUCAACUGACAAGCUAGAGAACCAGGUACAAGACAAUCUGCAUCAAUCUGGGCCUCGGGGCAGCUUCCUUCAUUCUGGUGUUGCCUGUCUGGGUCUACUCGAAGGUCAUCAAAUUUAAAGACAGCGCUGAGAGUUGUGCUUUUGAUUUAACAUCCCCUCAUGAUGUACUCUGGUAUACUCUGUAUUUGAUGAUAACAAGUUUCUUUUUCCCUUGCCCCUUGAUUUUGAUGUGCUAUAUUUUAACUUUAUGCUAUACUUGGGACAUACAUCAACAGAAUAAGGAUGCCAGAUGCUACAAUCCCAGUGUUCCAAGGCAGAGAGUGAUGAAGCUGACCACGAUGGUGCUGGCGGCGAUCUUUAUCCUGAGUGCUGCCCCCUAUCACAUGAUGCAACUGGUGAACUUACAGGUGGAGCAGCCUUCACUGGCUUUCUAUCUGAGAUAUCACCUCUCCAUUUGUCUCAGCUAUGCCAGCAGUAGCAUCAACCCUUUUCUCUACAUCCUGCUGAGUGGAAAUUUCCAGAAAUGCCUGUCUCAGUUGCAAAGGAGAGUGACUGAGAGGGAAAUCAACAAUAUGGAAAACAUCUUGAAACAGAGUUUUGAGGAGAGUACAUGGAUCAUAAAAGUCUAG
Capra hircus (goat) is the source of this 1044-nucleotide messenger RNA. It is a transcript of the gene MCHR2, whose product is annotated as melanin concentrating hormone receptor 2. The record is from RefSeq and is a predicted model, not a curated record. Gene Ontology annotation, biological process: neuropeptide signaling pathway. The transcript has 5 exons. NCBI's taxonomy places the organism in Eukaryota, Metazoa, Chordata, Mammalia, Artiodactyla, Bovidae. Gene Ontology annotation, molecular function: G protein-coupled receptor activity; neuropeptide binding. Gene Ontology annotation, cellular component: membrane; neuron projection.